AUCAUCUACCUCAUGUCUGCACUCAUUGUAAAAGGACAACAUAUGAGGUUGGUCUUUUUUGCAGAACGUUACAAGACUUCUUUCGUUCUCUUGCAAGCCACAGAAAUAGCUUUCUAUUUUGCUGCUAUAUUUAUUCAUAUAGCUAAACCUCCCGGACAAGUAGCACAGAGAAGGAGAGAGAGAUGCCGGAAUAUUGUGUAACGGGUGGAACAGGGUUCAUAGCAGCCUACCUGGUGAAGUGCCUGCUAGAAAAAGGCCACACUGUAAGGACUACCGUGCGAGAUCCAGGAGAUGCUGCCAAAGUCGGCUUUCUUAGAGAGUUCAAAGGAGCCAAGGAGAGAUUAAAGAUAUUCAAAGCCGAUUUGUUGGUGGAAGGAAGCUUCGAUGAGUCAAUCCAAGGCGUCGAUGGAGUCUUCCACACUGCAUCACCGGUUCUCGUUCCUUAUGAUGAUAAUAUUCAGGAAACUUUGAUCGAUCCAUGUAUUAAGGGAACCUUGAAUGUGCUGAACUCCUGCAGCAAAGCUAGUAGUGUGAAACGAGUUGUGCUCACAUCUUCCUGCUCUUCAAUAAGAUACCGAUAUGAUGUCCAGCAAGUUUGCCCCCUCAACGAGUCACACUGGAGCGAUACUGACUACUGCAAAAACUACAACCUCUGGUACGCUUACGCAAAGACCAUAGGGGAGAAAGAGGCAUGGAGAAUCGUCAAGGAAAAAGGGAUUGAUCUAGUGGUGGUGAACCCCUCGUUCGUUGUUGGUCCAUUGCUUGCCCCACAACCCACCAGUACCCUGCUCCUUAUACUUUCCAUUGUUAAAGGUCUGCGAGGCGAAUAUCCAAACACAACAGUGGGUUUUGUGCACAUAGAUGAUGUUAUUGCUGCUCAUAUUUUAGCAAUGGAGGAUAGCAGAGCAUCAGGCAGGCUAAUUUGCUCAAGCUCAGUAGCUCACAUGUCAGAGAUAGUUGAGAUGCUUAGGGCCAAAUAUCCCUCUUAUCCAUACGAGAACAACUGCAGCAGCAAGGAAGGAGACAACAACCCACAUAGCAUGGACACCACAAAGAUUGCUCAAUUAGGAUUUCCUGCGUUCAAAACGCUACAACAGAUGUUUGAUGAGUGCAUCAAGAGUUUCCAAGACAAGGGGUUUCUUUAAAACCCACUUUUUAUGCCUGAAGGUUCAUCACGUAUGCUCCUUUUCCUUGCUGUUGGAAAAAAAACAAGAAACUAAUAAUAAUAAUACUUAGUGUUUGCUCA
This is a messenger RNA of Manihot esculenta (cassava), 1246 nucleotides long. Its product is annotated as tetraketide alpha-pyrone reductase 2. Gene Ontology annotation, molecular function: oxidoreductase activity, acting on the CH-OH group of donors, NAD or NADP as acceptor. The transcript has 5 exons. The record is from RefSeq and is a predicted model, not a curated record. Lineage: Eukaryota; Viridiplantae; Streptophyta; Magnoliopsida; Malpighiales; Euphorbiaceae. The coding region runs from base 183 to 1145 and encodes 320 amino acids.